AUUGAGAAUCUGCAACGACAGAAAGGAACUGUGACUGUUUUUUCAAACAAUUGUACAAAUGCUGUCUGUGAUGAUUCACAUUUGAAAGUUAUCAAAGAAAGUGAACAUGUAGGCGGACCAAAUGACACAACAACCUGUGCGGGUGAUUUCGUAGUUCACGAUUACAGCAUUGAAUGCAGUGACGUAAGCCCUAUGUCGUUGGAAGAUGAUGUGUUUGAUGAUGACUCGCCAAGCUCAUUUGAUGUUCCUCUCCCGUCCUUUGUGUCCCACUAUGACCCCACUCGUCUAGCUGUCGAUGCCAUUUAUACAAGCAAGAAGCAUUUGGAUUUUACUUUGAAGAUGUUUGCAAUCACAAAUUUUUUCCAAUAUAGAACAUUAUCAUCAUCUCCGAAGGUGUUGCAUGUUAUUUGCGUGGAUCCAGAUUGCAAAUGGGCUGCCCGUGCUGUCCGUGUUGAUGAAAGUGGCCUGUUUCAAGUGCGAAGAUUUGAUAAUACGCACACAUGUUCAAUCGAUGUUAGACAAGCUAAUAGUCGUCAAGCAUCCGCAGCUCUUAUUGCCGAACUGAUCAAACACGAAUACGAUGAUGUUGCUAAAAAGGUUUACACACCUCAAACAAUUAUGGCAGAUAUGCAAAGAAUUCAUGGAAUCAUGAUGUCUUAUAAAAAAGCAUGGCAUGCGAGGGAAAUUGCAAUUCGAUUGGCUCGGGGAUCAGAAAAGGAAUCUUAUAAUAGGCUGCCAUCUUUGUGCCAUAUGCUGGACCAAGCAAAUCCAGGUUCUAUUGUUACACAUUCUUCCAAUUCAAAUGGAGAAUUUGAGUAUUUUUUUAUGUCUCUUGCGCCAUGGAGGAAUGGAUGGGAACAUUGCAUCCCAGUAAUUGUUGUUGAUGGUUCUUUUAUGAAGUCAUAUUAUAAGGGGACACUACUAACAGCAUGCACUCAAGAUGCGAAUAAGCAAAUUUUUCCACUUGCAUUUGCCAUUUGUAGUGUUGAGAAUACGGUGAACUGGACAUGGUUUUUUAAUAUGUUAAAAAAGUCCCUUAAACAUAGGGAAGACUUAUAUGUUGUGUCAGAUCGCCAC
Molecule: messenger RNA, 1077 nt
Organism: Cuscuta epithymum
Lineage: Eukaryota; Viridiplantae; Streptophyta; Magnoliopsida; Solanales; Convolvulaceae
Source: the annotation of a GenBank genome assembly